CAUCGGCAACGCACUACCAGUCAGUCACCAGUAUGUGUACAAGAGCAGUCCCAUUUUUUAAUUCCACACUCUCCCUCUCCAUACCUCCAUCACCGGCCAUGAACGUCGAUGGAUUGCUCGAGCCAUGAUCACGAGCAAGCCAAGCGCAGGUGGACACACGCCAUUUGUUGUAGAGUCUUGUCGAGACUCAAGAUCCAUGCUCUCAUCUGGACGUGACCUCGACACUCGAUUGUUCAACGCCCACGGCGAGGCGGAGGAUCCUAGGGCUUCGGUUUCACCAUCAUCUUCGGUACAUUCAUUGCAUUUUGUGUAGCUAGCAAUCGGUAACGAACCGCUCCACUGCUUUUCCAACCCCGAAAAAAAAGAUGCGCCACGCAGCGGAGGAGCAGAGCCGAGACACAACGGACGCCCGCGUACGACCCUCCGACGUUCUGCCUGUCUUCAGCGCAGGUGUCACCGCUGUCGGUGUCAUCGACAUGGUGGCAGAGCGCCAAGUGAACCUCGGCCUUGCCAAGCCGCAAAAUGCGGGGGGCAAAAAUGAUAUUACUGAUCACGUGAACGACAGACCUGCGACUAUAGCUGAUCAAGACAGCGAGAAAAGCAGCCCAGUCGAGUCUCAAGAGCCCAGCUUUCCAGACGGAGGCUGGAGGGCAUGGUCGGUGGUCGCUGGCUGUGGUCUCAUCUAUUUUAGUACUUUUGGACUCUACGUCGGUCAGAGCGCGGUCCUUCAGGAGUACUUCACUACAGAGCUGCUGCGUGACAAGUCCAAUUCGCAGGUCGCAUGGAUCACGUCCUUCCAAGUCUUCCUGCUGUACGCCAGCGGGUUAUUCACAGGGCGUCUGUUUGACGCUGGGUAUUGCCGCCACAUGAUGCUCACGUCCAUGGUUCUCAUGGUGCUCUGCCAAAUGUGUGUUUCGCUAUGCACCGAGUACUACCAACUCUUCCUUGCACUCAGCGUUGGCGCCGGGCUGCCGAUGGGCAUCCUGUUUAACACCACCAGCGUGAUCCCGACGCAAUGGUUCUUCAAGAAGCGGGCAUUUGUCAUCUCCAUCGUCGUCUCCAGCAGCUCCGCGGGUGGUGUCAUAUGGCCAAUUGCACUCUCACAUCUCAUUCGGGACAUAGGCUUCCCAUGGACCAUGCGCUUCGUCGGGUUCCUUCUCAUGCUCCUGUUCGCCGUUGCCUUCCUACUGAUCAAGACGCGCCUCCCGCCAAAAGGCAUAGAAAAGGGGCAAAAUGUGCUGCUCAGCCUGUUAGACGUCCAAAGCUUCUACAACCCUGCCUUCGUAUUGCUCGUUGCAGGCGUGUGUCUCGCUGUUUUUGGGUUCUACAUCCCAUACCAGUAUCUUUCGAUCUAUGCUUGCGACAAAGGGUUGCCUCUUGGGUCCUACUAUGUGUCUAUUCUCAAUGCUUCAUCAACAAUUGGGCGCAUAGGACCUGGCCUUUUAGCCGAUCGGUACGGUCGGCUGAAUGUCCUAGUUCCUUUCGUCGCCCUCACCGCUCUUAUGGUACUCAUCAUGUCGGCCUGCACGACGCACACCAGUCUGGUCGUCUACUGCAUAUUCUUUGGCAUUUGCGGUGGCUCGUUCAUCGGCCUAUGGAUAUCCAGUGCUGCUCAGUUCGGCCCAACGCACAGCAUAGGCGCGCGAUUAGGAACGAUCAUGUUCAUCGUUGCGUUCCCUGCGGUCGUCGGCACGCCCAUCGCUGGCGCCAUCCUCGGUGACGGGCAGCAGCUCCCCUAUCGCUGGUGGCCCAUGACCGCGUACGGCGGAGGUCUCGGCUUCAUAGGUGCUGGGCUCAUCGCCCUGGCGCGAUGGAAGGCGAGCAAACAAGCGAAAUCUUGGCUAGUUUGACCCUUUGGCCAUCCUUCUGCCUCAGCAUUGCACGGUGGAUUUAUAACAAGCUGCAAUGCCUCAUCUGUGCCCUCUUCCAUGCAGUUUUCCACACAUGCUGUACCAUAGAGGUCUUCUUCGAUUUACGCAGCUUUCAAUUGCAA
This is a messenger RNA of Tilletiaria anomala UBC 951, 1993 nucleotides long. RefSeq names its product MFS general substrate transporter. Gene Ontology annotation, cellular component: fungal-type vacuole membrane. Gene Ontology annotation, molecular function: transmembrane transporter activity. Bases 366 to 1850 code for a protein of 494 amino acids. Gene Ontology annotation, biological process: transmembrane transport. NCBI's taxonomy places the organism in Eukaryota, Fungi, Basidiomycota, Exobasidiomycetes, Georgefischeriales, Tilletiariaceae. The transcript is spliced from 5 exons. The record is from RefSeq and is a predicted model, not a curated record.